AUGUCUAGUGUUCAAGGGCGAGACAGCCAGGUGAUCCAUUUCAAUCGGAUUGUCAAGACAGAUGGAGCCCCUUGCCCGCUUCCAGUUCUGAUUGGCAGAUUUGUUCGUUUAGUAAACUUCAUGACCUGCUUUCAUUCAGAGCUUUUGAAGGCACUUGGAAUCGAUCCUCGCGAGUUUCCAAGUCAGAAUGCAGCCUUAAUCAAAUGGCUACUAACUGAAAUAUUUAACCCUUCAACUGGCUUCCCAAUCAUUGGAAAUAUUACGAAUCAAAAACUUGUCGAAGGUUUGGUCAAACAAGAAAUCGAAAACCCUUUCCGGACCCUGGAUGCCCUUUUGAGUGGUUAUUUUGGUCGACCUGAAGCGGACUACGAUCCCAGCAAGGCCGCAUGUGUUUUAAUCAACUACUGGUAUCCCUCCGAACAAACACAUAUUUAUCAAAAGUUCUUCAAUGAUCAGGAGCAAUUCAUGGGCUUAUUGAAGAAGAUUUACCUGGAAUUUUAUGUUCCAAAUUCCUAA
Molecule: messenger RNA, 516 nt
Organism: Puccinia triticina
Lineage: Eukaryota; Fungi; Basidiomycota; Pucciniomycetes; Pucciniales; Pucciniaceae
Exons: 1
Coding region: 1-516 (171 amino acids)
Source: RefSeq, a predicted model, not a curated record